AGAAAAUGUUCCUUACAUUCACUCUUUUAGGAUAAUAGCCAUUAACAUUGUUCUACGUCUAGUGCCAUCCUUGAUUUAAACACACCCAACUUUAUUAUUACCCCUUUUUUUAUAAAAAUUUUCAGUGGCAAUUACGAGAAAACCAUAACUUUUAAGCUUUUACCUUUUCGAUUUAGUUUCUGUUAGCCUCCCCCCCCAGUUCAAAUUUGUUAGACGGAGACAAGCUGCCUAAUCCAAACUUAUUUUUUUUCCAAACCAUGAUGAUCUCCCACGGGUAGUUUCGGGAGUAUUUGGUAGCACACACUAUGUUUUUGUAAUUCCUGUGUAAAACAUUUCGUAAAACAUGUAGUCACCAUUCACCAAUACGAAUCGCCACUUUGCGGUACUAUCAUGACUAUUUAAAAGAGCAAGACGACAGGAUUGUACUUGAAUCCAGCGAUUCAGUUUUGAGAUGAUAUGCCAAAUACAAAAUUGGUAACAUGCGAGUGUGUUGGUAGAACGGAAGACUGAAUCAAGCGAUGAUGUUUUUGACAAGUGUCAUUAUCUCAAGGGCCAAGAUCAUCUAUCAUAUGGAAUAACAGGAUGAAUCAAUCAUACUAUUUCCUGCUAGAUAUUCAUCUGUGGUUGUAAUUGGCAACACACAUCAAACAAUGGAUUGAAUUUUGCAUCUCUAACAUUUCUUUUUUUCUCUAAAGAGUAAUGCAUGGUGGUUAGAGCCCUAAUGGCUAGUAAAUCAAGUUGAACACGUAUAUUACUUGCAUUUUACUAGUAUUGCGUUGCUACUAACUCCAUUGAGCUAAACUGCGCAGGAGUGCAUGGUGCUGAUGUUUCUUCAUUGUAUAUGCAUAUAGAACAUUCUUUAUUAAGUAUUAUCUGUUCCGUCAUUGUCUUUACAACCUAAUUAGAACCCGUCCACUUUUCAACCCACUUCUUUCAACAUAGCUACCGAUUAUAACUGAUGACCAGCUUACACCUAUCGGGAUUUACCAGUUCGUUCUGCUGUCGUUUCCAAUGGGAAGUGCUUGCGACAUCCACCGUAACAUAAACUAAAAAAUUAUUUUAGACUUUUAAAAAAGACUGUAAAAAAAUUGCACUCCAUAUUCUUUUCUACAGACAACAUCAUUGUAAAACCACUUUAUUGCACCACCAACCUCCUCCUAUUGAUACCCCGGGCUUAUAGAAACAAGCCUUCUUACAGGAUCUUUACAGAAAUUGCAUUGUAUUUGGAAAAACACGAUCGGAUAUAUCAUAGAAUCAAAGUCAUUCAAUAUAAACACAACUUUGUACCGCAAACCCGAUCUUUUUAUAUUGGACCAGUAAGCGCACACUAUGGCACUAAGACUUUCACCUGAGGGUGCAGCAGUUACGGAGAUAAUACUAUCGGCUUCAGAGAGCCAACCAAGACCGAUUCUACAGGCAUACGCCAGUGAUGACAACGCCGAGUGUAGUGACUAUGAAGACGAACAACAAGAAGAAAAUGAUACCGAAGAACAAGAAGUGGUUAUAGAAGUCCAAGAGCAGCAAGGUGGCAUAGCUACCAACUCUAUUCAAAGUUUUCAUGAGUACGAGUUGACCCAAUCCGAGUCACUCACGUUCUUAUACAAUUUAUUAUACGACGACAAUUCACAACUAUCAAAAUCAGAUAUUUUGAUUAUUUUAAAUUCAUUGAAAAUUAGGGAAGACAAAUUACCGUUUAGCUUUGAAUCUUCAGAUCGUGGUGAUAUUCAGGGCGUCAAAUGGCCACAUGGGUUGAAACAAAAGUUUAACAAUGACCGACGUCGAGUGGGGAAAGACAACUGGUUCCAUAAUAUCCCCAACUCACGAGAAAAUGCACUAAAAAAACUUAAUGUUAAGGGAUACCAAAUUAAGACUGAGUUUUUCAAAUUUCAUAAAUUUUUUAGUAAAUUGAAACUUCACAUUACUCAUUUACAAUUACGAAACUUAGUUUGCUGUGGAACUGAUAUUGGAAAUGGAAUAUAUUACCCUCUGAGCUAUUACCAUGAUUCACACAUGCAAACCGUAAGUGUAAAUGACGGAGAUCAAGACUAUCAUUCAUUUUUCAGAAUUAACAGAUUAAUGCCAGACAAAAUAUUCCUGGGAAAAUCUCAUGCUAUGAAAGUAGACUGUCUAAUAGAUUCUCGAAACCUAUCGAGAAAUUCGAAUAGUAGGAUAUCCACAUUGGCAUGUACUAACAAUUAUUUAGCGAGUGGGACUUUUGAAGGAAGUUAUAUACUAUCGGAUGUUUCUAAUCCCGAGCAAGUACGAAAUAUAGGGGAAUACCACCUUUCCAGUAACAUAGAUGGAAUCACCAACCAAAUAAUAAUAAACGAACGAGACCAAGAGUUAAUAAUAUCAUCAAAUGACAAAAGCAUGAGGCUAAUAGAUUUAAACAAACACAGAAUAACCCAAUUGCAUACCCUACCAUUCCCGCUUAACUGCUCUGCACUUAACCCUACCAAUUCCAAUGAAUUAUUUGUCACGGGGGACAAUAUCAACUCGUAUAUUGUCGAUAAACGAAUAAAGUUUAGUGAGAAACACCUUGAAUUUAAAUCGCAUGAUGAUUUUGGAUUCGGAUGCGAUUGGUCUCCUCGAGAUGAAAACUUGCUAUUAACGGGAAACCAAGAUUCUUGUGUUAAGUUAUGGGAUAGAAGAAACCCCGACAAGCCAUUGUAUUCGUGGAGUGGAACUCUUGGGUUCAGCCAAGGCAUAUAUGGAGCUCCUGUCAGAAACUGUAAAUUCAGUCAUAAUGGAGACUACAUUGCCUGGGCGGAAAGUUUAGACCAUGUGGGUGUAGUUGAAGUUAAUGAUUUGCUUCAGACUGGAGAGACAGGCAUACAAUCUAGAAUCCAAUCUAUAGAUUUCUUAGGAAAGUGUUGUGGGAUGAACUUCGCUCCUGUUGAACAUGGCCAUGGAGAACAGUUGAUUAUUGGUGUUAUAGAUUGUCCCUUGGGUGGGAUAUUAAGUUAUAAAUUAGAGAGUAGAGACAAGUCCUUAGAUUUUGACUAUUAUUUCUGAACAAGAAUUACAUACAAUACACAUUGCAAUCACCACAUCUCGUCUACAUUUUCACUGGUUGACAACUGACCACCAACCAGUUUUAUCAAAUCGUCAAGACUGUUGAUAUUGGAAUUAUCUUUAGUUAAAGUGGAUAUAACUCUGACCUUAUUUCUUGCUUUUGUAAGUCUCGUUUCGUACUCUGCCACCUCAGCAUCACUAUUCCCGCUGGGAAUUCCGUCAAUCAAUUCUUCCAAUUGUCGCAAAUGUGAUUCGAGAGAUGUAAUGUUUCCUUCAUAUUGACUAAGUCGUUUUCUCCACUGAUCAACUAGCCCCUGGAUGUAACCUACAACUAGGAACCGUUGGAAUCCAGUCUGUAAUCCGUAUUGUUUGCCUUCUAUAUAUUGCUCAUUGGUUGAUUGGUCUUGUCCUUCUUUAUAUCCCAGCUUAUACAGCUCUUCUUCAGGAUUGAGUAUUUCUUCAGAGUCGAUAUUAAAGUCAGUCAUUGCUUACGAAGCAAAGUGAAACAAACCAGAU
Spathaspora passalidarum NRRL Y-27907 is the source of this 3531-nucleotide messenger RNA. RefSeq names its product mitotic spindle checkpoint protein BUB3, WD repeat superfamily. Gene Ontology annotation, molecular function: protein binding. The coding region runs from base 1330 to 3015 and encodes 561 amino acids. The record is from RefSeq and is a predicted model, not a curated record. The transcript is spliced from 2 exons. NCBI's taxonomy places the organism in Eukaryota, Fungi, Ascomycota, Pichiomycetes, Serinales, Debaryomycetaceae.